Messenger RNA from Diaporthe batatas, 2295 nucleotides. Its product is annotated as SAM complex subunit SAM50. The record is from RefSeq and is a predicted model, not a curated record. The transcript has 3 exons. The coding region runs from base 378 to 1961 and encodes 527 amino acids. Gene Ontology annotation, biological process: protein insertion into mitochondrial outer membrane. Gene Ontology annotation, cellular component: outer membrane; SAM complex. NCBI's taxonomy places the organism in Eukaryota, Fungi, Ascomycota, Sordariomycetes, Diaporthales, Diaporthaceae.
GUUGACAUGAUCAACCAGGCUUUCAGUCCCAUUCACAGUUUAAGUGGAUUCUUUUCAAUAGAACCAUUGCAACAUUGCCAGUAAUGCUACUACCUAGGUAGCUAGACUGCCCAGCUGCCCAGGUACCGGCCUGCUGCUACCCUCCUCGGCCGGGCCCCAGUCUGCGCCUGGUGCCCCGUCCUCCGUAGUGGACAAUGCUAGGGAUACAAGUGAGAUACUUAGGUACCUGAGCGGAGCUCACCAGCCACUCCACCAGCACAGCCACCUCGGGUGGGAGAGCGAUCUUCUCCGAGACGCGACGGCUUCGCAAGAUAUCCAAAGGUCUCCAGCCCAUCUUCCAAGGUGCACGUCAGCCAGAGAGCUCCCGGGAACCACUCAUGGCUUCCACUCAAAGCUCCGGUGGCAUUUCUGCCAUCGAAGCCCUCCAGAAACUUGAGACCGAUGCUGCCAUCCUGCGCCAGGAGGCCGAGAACAUGGAGCAGGCCGACCUCUUACGGCAUCAACAAGCUCUGCAAAGACGGCUUCAGCUGCUGAGCGAACACCUCCAACGACCGGCCACCAUCAACUCGAUCGAGGUCCACGGCGCCAAGAACACUCGCAAGGGCUUCUUGGACCCAGUCUUCGCCCCUCUGGCUGGCAGCAGCCGCAAUGCCGGCACAACGCUCGGGGAGGUCCUCGCCGGCGUGCAAGAAGCUACCUCCAAGCUGGAUCGAUUCGAGAUAUUCCACCCCGAGCCCACCGUCUUCCUCUCCGAUGCCCGCGACUCGAACCCCCACGCCGCCGGCACCGAUAUCGAUGUCUCCAUACGCGUCGCAGAGAAGUCGCGCAUCAUGCUCAAGGGUGGUACCGACCUGGGCAACACCGAGGGCUCCGGGUACAUCAACCUCCUCUGCAGGAACAUGUUCGGCGGUGCCGAGCAGCUGUCGAUCAACACCAGCGCGGGAACACGGACGAGGUCUGCCUACAGUGCGGCGUUUACCGCCCCCGUCAACGGAAACCCUGAUCUGAGGCUAUCGGUGGAGGGUCUUUCCUCCAACACGCAAAAGGACUGGGCCAGUCACGACGAGCUGGUCAAGGGAGGAACUCUCAAGGCCGCGUGGCUGUCAAAACAGGGCGACGUUUACAACCUUGCAUACUCUGGCGCAUGGCGACAGAUCACCGGGCUGAAAGCCGGUGCUUCUCCCACGGUCCGGGCAGAUGCCGGGGACAGCAUGAAGAGCUCCCUCACCUACAGUUUCACCCGCGACCGCCGGGACAACCCACUCCUUCCUCAGAGUGGCUACCUGAUUAAGACGGUAACAGAGCUGGCUGGCUUCGGCCCCCUGCGCGGCGACGUGGCUUUCUCAAAAUCCGAGGUCGAGGUCGCCGGAGCAGUCCCGGUACCACUCCCUGGCAUCAGCAGCAGCCGGACCGGCAUCUCCCUCGGCGGAGGUCUCCGAUUCGGCAUCCUCUACCCUCUCCCCCUCGGCUGGUCUCCCAAGGGCGAGUCCAUUCCCAGCCUGAUCAAUGACCGUUUCCAGCUCGGUGGCCCCACCGACGUGCGCGGUUUCAAGAUUGGAGGUCUCGGCCCUCGUGAGGGAACCGACUCGGUGGGCGGCGAUGUCUUCGCCGCGGGUAGCGUCAACAUGCUCAUCCCCCUCCCCCGGACGGGUGUCGACUCGCCGCUGCGGCUGCAGCUUUUCGCGAACGGAGGUCGUCUGGUCGCCUUGCAAGACCAGUCUAGGGCCCGCGAGCAAGAGAGCAAGGGCCUUGCGAUGAGCCCGGGUGCGGUCAAGAGCGGGAUGGGAAGGGCGCUCAGCGAGCUCAGCAACGGUCUGCCGAGCGUGGCGGCUGGUUUUGGUCUGGUGUACGCGCACCCUGCUGCGAGGUUUGAGCUCAACUUCAGCUUGCCUCUGGUGAUGAGGAGAGGGGAGCUGGGCCGUAAGGGUCUCUCGGUCGGUGUGGGUAUCAACUUCCUGUAAUCAGUGGUCUCAGUUGGGUGGUGGGAGCAGGUGAGAACUUAUGAAAAGGCAUUUGGGGAUGUAAAAUAGGGGCUCAAGAAGCGAGAAAUGUACAACUCAUCAUCGACUCAUUACUUUGCCCUCGGCUGCUGAGCAACUGACAGAGACGACCAGCUGGUAGCCCUUCGGGCUCUGGCCGGUGAUGUCUCGGAGCUCGUACUGGCCGAAAAAGGAGCAGACACUGUAAUGUCACAAAAUCACUGCGUCUGCUUGGGUGUCCGCAACUUGAACCUCCUGUGAGACAAACUCCUAUAGGAUGACCUCCCGUGAGACAACCUCCUAACCUCCAUAGCGC